This is a messenger RNA of Micropterus salmoides (largemouth bass), 3510 nucleotides long. RefSeq names its product sorting nexin 20 (gene snx20). Gene Ontology annotation, molecular function: protein binding; phosphatidylinositol phosphate binding. NCBI's taxonomy places the organism in Eukaryota, Metazoa, Chordata, Actinopteri, Centrarchiformes, Centrarchidae. Bases 1335 to 2399 code for a protein of 354 amino acids. The transcript has 5 exons. Gene Ontology annotation, biological process: protein transport. The record is from RefSeq and is a predicted model, not a curated record. Gene Ontology annotation, cellular component: early endosome membrane.
UAGCUGGUCGUCCAAUGUGUUUUUCAGGUGUGGUUUGUUACAUGGAGCCCACAUGUGGGGCCACUCCUGCUCUGCACAGAAUGAACCUGGUGUUUGUGACUUCACUUCCUCUCAGUAGACUUCAGCAGUUUGCUGCUUUACUGAAGUGAAUAUGAUCACCUGUGACCUGUAAAAGGAACAUGCAGAUCUCUGUUAUGGACACUACAGACUUCACCCGAGGCAGGGAAACUCCUGAAUGCAUCACCUGUCUUUCUGAAAGUAAUGAGUGUUGUAAACAGGCUCAGGGUUGGUGAACGCUGGAAAAGAUUCACUCUCCAUCCAACAGGUUCUUAUUUUCUGUCCUCAUCUCCCUGACAGCUUCUGUGUCUACAAACCUGAAUGCAACCCAGAAAGUAUACAGGGACAGAAGAUGUCAAGUCACAAGGAAGGAGAAACAACUUGUUAGCCCUGGGUUUUACCUCUCAGGUUGUUGGGGCUAUCCUGCAGACGCUACUCAAAACAUUUCAUCUGUGUUUCUGUUUACAGUGAACGCUGCAGAGGUUAACGUUGGAGAAAUGGAGCUUUCAUGUGUUUCCUGCAGGUCGAUGUGUUUGUGUUUGUCUGUUAACCCUUUCACGGCUGAGUCUCAUCAGCUUCCACCAGCUGCCCGUUCCCUUUUCCAGAGUCUGACAGCGAAGAUUAGAUAAAGUUUCCAAAUAUCGUGGUUUUGGGUUUUAUUAGUUGGGUUGUAUCAGUGACCCUGUAUCACUCUCUGCCUCUGUGUGCUCAUCCUUUAGUUUUUGUUGCAUUACGUUCGUCCUUGUGUCUUGUUGGUAGCUUUACUUCCUGUUUUAUUUUGUGAUCAUCUGUGUCUGGUGUUUUUGUCAACAUUAGGAAGUGUAACCUACAACACUGACUGACUUGACGGUUACCAGCUGAUGUAGCUAGAGGGGUCCACAGUUAACCAGUAACGUAGUUAACGUGCUGAUGUUCUGUUUGAAAGACGUCCACAGACUGACCGUUGUUUCAGAAACACACAUCGUGUGGAGAGAAAGUAGAAGCUGCCACUGUGACUCCCGUGUUAUUAAUCUGAAACAUGUGACAGCCAAUCAGAUUAGAAGAGAAACCAGCAGCAUGUUGGAGGAGAUCAAUUUCACUUCACGUCAGUUUCAGUUCCUCCUUUGUUUUUAACAGGACGCUGAAGUCUCUCUCUGGAAGCUGUUGCAAGAAGACGCCCUGGGGAAACGUGAGUCAGAGCUGGACAGAGGAGAGAGAGAGAGAGAGACCGUGUCCUUUCAGUUCAGGUCCGGCCCGUCUGCAGAUCCUCUGAUGAGGAAAUGAACAACUUCCUGUGAAUGUGUCUCCAUCCAGAGGAGCAGAGAGGAAGUGUCCCUGAAGGCAACACGCCUGUGCGUGCUUCAUGUGGCGUGGGAGGAGUGACAGCCCUGAGAGGGUGCAGGAGAGAAGACGCAGUCAGCAGGUCGACGUGUUCAGGGCCGGUCUCCAGCUGCAGAACCAGGCAGGAUCACAGCUGUUUGGUGGCAGCAGGACCAGAGAGGGACGCCGUAGACCCGGCUGAGACGGACCUGAUGGCUCGAGCUCCAGGUGACCCCCCCAGUGGUUCCAGUCUGACCACCAAGGAGCUGCAGCAGAACUGGAGGGCCUUGAAGCAGGGCGAGCGACCCGUCCGGCUGCUGUUUGAGAUCCCGUCCACUCGGAUCGUCGAACACGCUCCGUCCAAACACGUGGUGUACGAGAUCGUGGUGAUGCGUUCUGGCAGCUUUGAUUCCCGCCAUGUGUCGGUGGAGCGCCGCUACAGUGAAUUUUCCCGCUUCCACCAUCAGCUGCUGGGGGAGUUCAGGGAGGAGCUGGAGGAGGUAGUUCUGCCCCGGAAACACCUGACCAGGAAUUUCAGCCCCGAGGUCAUCUCCGAGCGCCGCCUCGCUUUGCAGGACUACUUGGCCAAACUGUACGCCAUCCGCUGCAUCCGGCAGUCUCCCCUUUUUUCCGGGUUCUUCACGGAGCCAGAGCAGAGGCGAGGACAUGGUCUGCUGCGAGCGGGACAGUUUCAGCUGGCCGUGGAGCAGCUGCAGACCGUUUUGGACAUCCAGGAGAAGCUCUUACCGUGGCAGAAGCCCACCCUGACCGUACCGACCCUUGCCGCCCUCGCCGUCUGCUACCGGGACCUGGAGGACCCAGAACAGGCGUUUGCCGCCGCUCAGAGCGCUCUGCCUGCGGUGAGACGCUACGGGCUGAAACACUACAGAGCCGCGCUGCUGGACCUGAUGGUGGACACGGGAUACCAGCUGGGCCGACCCGUGGCCCAGCUGCAGGACGAGCUGACCAUCCUGAGGGACGCCGAGAGGGGGGAGGUGUCCUCCCGCUCUCUGAAGGAGCUGGUGGUCCAGGAGUUCGUCUGAGGACUGAGGAGGUGAUCAAUACACAAACUAGAGGCGCCGUUACUCUGAUCGGCUGAUCGUUUGAUGGACCGAUCGGCGAUCGACUUCCUGACCGACGCAUCAGAUUCUACAGAAGCUGCAGAAAUGGAACCAGAAUCAACACAGGAAGCAGCUCCUCAGCGUCCCUCUGUUCAACAGCUGAUGGCUUUGAAACUUCAGUGAUUUAUUCAAUUUUUAUUAUACCUUCAUUUCACCAGGGAAGUUAAUUCAGAACAGAUUCUGGGAGGAGAGGAAGGCCUCCUGUAGCGAACAGGUACAUCUAAAUAAAACAACAUACACAACAGACAGAAGACGCAGGACAACAACAAACCUUAUAAACCAGGUACGAAGACACCAAAGGAAGGAAUAAUGGAAGACAUGAUAACAAACUAAGACAUGUGCUGAUGUACAGGGAGGAGAUGAAGGUUGAUGUUUGUGAACAUCAUUUAUGUCAGCAGGUGCUGGCUGUUCACCCUCUGCAGGAAACAAAGAGAACCUGCAGAGGAACUUUCAUCACAAACUGUUUCAACUACACACAAAGGAAACGCCACAAUUACUCAACAUGCUUCACUGUGUGUGGUCACCUCAUCUCAGAGACAGAGACAGGCGGGACUAUUUAAAAGCUGCUCAUUCUUAAAUGUGAGGCGAUGCUGCAUUGAGGUUACUUAUCCUUGUAGCAGUAUUAAACCCUCUGAAACACCUUCAGUGUAACUGACGCAUGACCUGCAGGGAACUCUGGGUAAUAAUCAGGCAGGGCUGAGUAAUACGAUGAAAAUGUUAUCACGAUAGAAACUUUCAUAUCAAAUCAAUAAUUAUCAGGAUAAAUGUCAGAUCUUUAUUUCUUUCAGGUCUGAUUUCUGCUCCUGAGUGAAAGUUAAUGUGGUUUUAAACUUUUCUUUUUGCUCAGAACAAACAGAGGAUCACUUCACAGAUCUGAGGCCGAACUUUCAGAACUGUUCUGAUGAAAUUUGUUUCCAACAAAUCUGCAUGAGGAAAAUUAAGUUAAUCUUUUUUUCAUCAACUAUAUAAAUGUCUUAAUAGGAAAUGUAACGUUGAUUCGUUCAUGAUUCAAAUAAAUUAAAUCAAAUAUUUA